UUCACAGGUGCUCCCAGGCAGCUCCAGGGCUGUGUUGUCCCGUGCACUGUGCUUCAUUAGUAAUCCUGGCUACUUGUGCGAAGCCCUUGCCCUGCCGGGAUGGCGAGGGGCGGUGGAGCAGAAGGGAACGGGCUUUGUCCCCCCGCCCAGCCCGGGGGCGGUGCGGCACGGCCGGAGAUCCCAACGCUGCCACCAGCGCAGCCCUCGCUCCUCAUCCAGCAUCCAGGGGGUGCGGGGCAGAGCCGUCCCUCGGCGCUCGCAGGCUCCCGGUGCCAUGCGGGGCCUGCUGCUCUGGGGGGGCUGGCUGCUGGCCACCAGCUGCCUGGUGGGUGCCACGGGCAGCUGCCGGCACCGCUGCUGCCCGGGCAGGAACAACGCGUGCUGGGCCCCCGGAGCCCGCCGGGCUCGCUGCUACUGCGACUCGUACUGCCAGAGGACGGGGGACUGCUGCCAGGACUACCACGCCACUUGCCGCCGCGCCGCCGUGGGCUGCUCGGUGGGGCCCUGGGGGCCAUGGAGCGGGUGCAGCUCCCCGUGUGGGGUCGGCAGCAGGGCCCGCAGCCGCCAGGUCACCGUCCCGCCCCGGCACGGAGGGGAGCCCUGUCCUGACCUCAAGCAGCGCCGCGGCUGCCUGGGGAACCCGACCUGCGGGACGGCCAAAGAGGUAGCCAAGAUACUCCCCAAGUCCUUCAGCUGGGACUUCAGGGAUCCCUGGCGAAGAGCUGGGCUGCCACUGCCGGAGGAGCCCUCUGGCUCCCCCCUCCCCAGCUACUGCGGCUAUUUCCGCCUGACGCAGGUAGGACCCCCCUGCCGUGGGCAAGGCUGGAGCCGCCGGCUGCACCGGGACAAGCGGGUGUGCGUGGAAUGCUGGGGGGGCCUGUCCCACCACCAUCCCCACUGCACUGGACAUGGGCUGCAAGGAGCCAGGACAUUUUGGGUGGCUGCCUCUGUGGUGGGGUGUCAGGGCUCGUGGGUGCAGGAGGGGCUGCAGGAGGAUUGUGUCUGCUCCCCACCCGCUCUCAUCUUCGUGUAGGAUCUCCCUGGGAAGGUUUGCUGCUCACCCUUGGAUCCGACUCCCUGUGUUUACCAUUAAAUAUUUUGUUGAAGAAUGGGAAGAAAAUCCUUCUUAUAAAGAUUAAAAAUAAGGGAA
Molecule: messenger RNA, 1150 nt
Organism: Myiozetetes cayanensis
Lineage: Eukaryota; Metazoa; Chordata; Aves; Passeriformes; Tyrannidae
Product: somatomedin-B and thrombospondin type-1 domain-containing protein-like
Source: RefSeq, a predicted model, not a curated record